AAUAAUAUCGUAUAGAUGGUGAAUUCAUAACCCCCAUUUAUUCAGGGGGACCUAUUCUUAUUCUCAGCAAUCAAUUCAUUCAUGCAUCCAGAAUGAACAUCUGGGAUCACAGUUGGAAGCCAUGUAUAUGAUCGAUGAUGAUCUAUCGCCCAGUUGAGCUAUAUAUAUCGUGUCAGCUUCAUCGAUCUUAUUAGAGGACUGAGAGAGCUACAGUAGUCGAGGCCGGAAUUUGAAUUGAAUUAGGGUUUUUGGAGGAUGAGAUUUGAGUUGAAUUUUGAGUGUCUGAGAUGGUACCUGCUGUAUCGACAACACUGAAUCCCAAAGCCGCCGCCGCCUCCGGUCGACCUCAGAACGGAAUCAGGCCUCCGUUACUACCUUCCGACCCUGAGAAUGGCGUCACUCCUCGCCGCCUCAAGUCUCGAGAAGUCACCUCCCGCUACAUGUUGUCUUCUUCUUCUUCUUCCUCUUCGGCUUCCUCUACUUGCUCCAAUUCGAAGCGAUGUCCGUCUCCGGUGGUGGCCAGAACCGCCGCGGCGAGUCCGAUGCCGACGCCGCAGACGCUGAGGCGGUCGCAGUCGGUGGAGAGGAGGAGAGCGGUCACUCCCCGGCCUAAUUCGUUGGAUUUGAGAGGCGGCAAUGGAGCUGCCGGCGGCGGAGAAAUGUCGGCGGCUCAGAAGCUGCUGGUGACUUCGACGAGGAGCUUAUCGGUUUCGUUUCAGGGGGAGUCGUACUCGCUUCAGGUCAGUAAAGCGAAGCAGGCGCCGUCUCCGGCUGCGAGGAAGGCCACGCCGGAGAGGAGGAAGGCUUCGACGCCGGCGAGGCCGGGUCAGAGCGAGAAUUCGAGGCCGAUGGAGCAGUACCGGUGGCCGGCGAGGUUGAGGCCGGACACGUGUAUGACUAAGAGCUUGGAUUGUACAGUGGAGAGGAAAAAGGUGAAUGGAUCUGGCUCCAAUGUGGUUAGGGCUUUACAAAAUUCACUGGGGAAUGAUCUCGGUGGAAGAUUGAGGUCUAGUUCUUGUAAUUUGGGUUCUUUGAAAGCUACUGAGUCUGUUGAUGAAGCUAAUUCAGUCAGAGUUACACAGUCUGAAGCUGUGGCAUCUUCUGAUACUGACAGUAUGUCCUCUGGUAGCUCCAAUUCGGGGCCUCACGAGCUCGGUGGAGGCGGUGGUGCUGCCGGACAGGCGCCGCGGCCCAGAGGGAUAGUGGUGCCGGCGAGGUUUUGGCAAGAGACUAACAAUCUCUUGCGCAGGCAGUCCGAUUAUAAGGCUAAUGGAGCAAGAGCUGUGGCCUCUACUAAGGUUAAUGAGUCCAAUAGGUUAUCUGCUGAUAGUCCUGUGUCGUCUCCGCGAGGUGUUGUGAAUAGCAGGGGCCAGUUUUCCCCAAUUCGUGGAGCUGCUAGGCCUGCGUCGCCGAGUAAGCUCAGCAGACCUGCAUCUCCGAGUAAGCUCAGCAGGCCUGCGUCGCCGAGUAAGCUCAGCCGGCCGGCAUCUGUAUCGUCUCCUAUGAGGGGAGCCAGCCCUUCGCGAGUAAGGAAUGGAGGAUCAGCUAUACCGAAUAGUAAUUUGAGCAAUGUGCCUUCGGUUUUAAGUUUUGCUGCUGAUGUUCGGAGAGGGAGGGUUGGGGAGGUUCAGAUAGAUGAAGCACAUGCGGUGAGGCUCUUACAUAACCGGCUGUUGCAGUGGCGUUUUGUAAAUGCUAGAGCUAAUACUGCACUAGCUGCACAGAGGUCCAAUGCAGAGAGAAGUUUAUACAAUGCGCGAGUAACAACUUCAAAACUCCGAGAAUCUGUUAGAGCCAAAAGAACUGAGCUACAACUACUGAGGCAAAAUUUGAAGAUAAAAUCCAUCCUCCAGGGACAAAUGAUAUACUUGGAGGAGUGUUCGCUUAUGGAUAGGGAUUACUCUACUUCCUUGUCUGGUGCCAUUGAAGCUUUGAGGGCCAGCACACUCCGCCUUCCAGUGGAUGAUGGAGCAAGGGCAGAUGUCCACAAUGUGAAGGACGCUAUUUCUUCAGCAGUUGAUGUGAUGCAGGCAAUGGCAUCAUCAAUAUGCUUAUUAUCAUCCAAGGUUGGGGAGGUGAACUCUUUGGCGGAUGAACUUGCAAAUGUAAGUGUCAAGGAGCAUGCUUUGCUUGGUCAAUGCAGAGAUCUACUGUCAACAGUUGCAGCCAUGCAGGUUGAGGAAUGUAGCCUGAGAACACAUAUUCUACAACAAGAACGUGUACCUUCAAGCCUCACAGCAGAAGUGUAAAGCUAUAUGGUAUGACUGCCUAAAAAGCUAACAUCUCAUCACAUCAGAUUCUUUUUCCUUUAUUCAUUUUUACCUUCAAAUCCGCAAAGAAGCUGAAGGGAUAACAAGAGGAUUGAAUUGGUUGGUCUUGGUGGUGGCUUAUGAAAACAGCAGUGCGCUUAACUUAGGCCCUUGUUUCACGGUACGGGGAACAACCGAACAACUUUAGGUAGCAGGAAAUUGUGUAGUCGAACAUCAGAUUAAUUUGUAUACCUCUACUUCUUUCAUACGUCUGGAAUAUAUAUGUAAAUAGUAGCGAUGUUUUAGUAUGGUCCAAUAGUUUAUGUAAGUUAUGUUUAUGUGGGUGAUGGAAUACAAUUUACCAUGUUAAUCUGUUUUCAUCGAA
Messenger RNA from Argentina anserina (silverweed cinquefoil), 2634 nucleotides. RefSeq names its product QWRF motif-containing protein 2-like. Gene Ontology annotation, cellular component: nuclear microtubule; cytoplasm; centrosome. Gene Ontology annotation, molecular function: microtubule binding. The record is from RefSeq and is a predicted model, not a curated record. Lineage: Eukaryota; Viridiplantae; Streptophyta; Magnoliopsida; Rosales; Rosaceae. The transcript is spliced from 7 exons. Gene Ontology annotation, biological process: centrosome cycle; spindle assembly. The coding region runs from base 288 to 2249 and encodes 653 amino acids.